AUGAGGCGCGUCGCAGGCAAUACUCUUGGUGAUGCUGCUCUCAAAAGCCUCUGGAUUAAGCGUUUACCAGAGUUCGCGCAGCCAGUAGUAGCAGCUUCGUCUGGCUCAGCCGCGGAGUACACGAAGAUAGCCGACACCAUAAUAGACGCCAUCGCACCUCAGCAGCUCAAUCGCGUUAAGUCAACACCCUCCAGCGAGAUUCAUGAAUUACGCGCUGUUGUUAUGGAACUUGGCAAAAAAUUCGACAAGCUCACAACUCGCUCACGCUCGCAAAGUCGUAGGCGAACAAACAUACGACAGAAUUCAAACGCUCGCGACAGCUCUAAAGGGGUUACAUCAUCGCGAGAAUCAUCUUCAGCCCGGGACUGUUGGUAUCAUCUAAAAUACGGCCGAGAUGCUAAGAAAUGCCGCAGUCCUUGCCGCCAGAGCUAA
This is a messenger RNA of Rhagoletis zephyria (snowberry fruit fly), 432 nucleotides long. RefSeq lists its product as uncharacterized. Lineage: Eukaryota; Metazoa; Arthropoda; Insecta; Diptera; Tephritidae. The record is from RefSeq and is a predicted model, not a curated record.